This is a messenger RNA of Apaloderma vittatum (bar-tailed trogon), 6251 nucleotides long. It is a transcript of the gene UBR5, whose product is annotated as ubiquitin protein ligase E3 component n-recognin 5. Gene Ontology annotation, biological process: DNA damage response; protein polyubiquitination; regulation of double-strand break repair. The transcript is spliced from 44 exons. Gene Ontology annotation, cellular component: nucleus. The record is from RefSeq and is a predicted model, not a curated record. Lineage: Eukaryota; Metazoa; Chordata; Aves; Trogoniformes; Trogonidae. The annotation marks the transcript as partial. Gene Ontology annotation, molecular function: zinc ion binding.
UAAGGGAAGUUUCAGAGAAGCUGAACAAAUAUAAUUUAAACAGCCACCCCCCCUUGAAUGUAUUGGAACAGGCCACUAUUAAACAGUGUGUGGUGGGACCAAAUCAUGCUGCAUUUCUUCUUGAGGAUGGUAGAGUCUGCAGGAUUGGUUUUUCAGUUCAACCAGACAGAUUGGAAUUGGGUAAACCUGAUAAUAAUGAUGGUUCAAAGUUGAGCAGUGGCUCAGGGGCAGGAAGGACAUCCAGGCCAGGCAGGACUAGUGACUCCCCAUGGUUUCUGUCUGGUUCUGAAACUCUGGGCAGACUGGCAGGCAACACCCUUGGAAGUCGCUGGAGUUCUGGGGUUGGCGGAAGUGGAGGAGGAUCUUCUGGUAGAUCAUCUGCUGGAGCUCGAGAUUCUCGAAGGCAGACCAGAGUUAUACGCACAGGCCGUGAUAGAGGAUCUGGACUGCUGGGGAGUCAACCACAACCCGUGAUUCCAGCAUCAGUCAUUCCAGAGGAACUCAUUUCACAGGCACAAGUUGUUUUACAAGGGAAGUCCAGAAGUAUUAUUAUUCGGGAACUCCAACGAACAAAUCUGGAUGUAAACCUUGCUGUAAAUAAUUUGUUGAGUCGUGAUGAUGAAGAUGGAGAUGAUGGUGAUGACACAGCAAGUGAAUCAUAUCUUCCUGGAGAGGAUCUUAUGUCUCUUCUGGAUGCUGACAUACAUUCUGCUCACCCAAGUGUCAUUAUUGAUGCUGAUGCUAUGUUUUCAGAAGAUAUUAGUUACUUUGGUUAUCCAUCCUUUCGGCGCUCAUCACUUUCCAGGCUAGGCUCAUCCAGAGAGAGAGACUCUGAGCUGUUGCGUGAACGUGAGUCCGUUUUACGUUUGCGUGAACGAAGGUGGCUUGAUGGAGCCUCAUUUGAUAAUGAAAGAGGCUCUACAAGUAAGGAGGGGGAACCAAACCUGGACAAGAAGAAUACACCUGUUCAAAGUCCUGUUUCUUUAGGAGAAGACUUGCAGUGGUGGCCAGAUAAGGAUGGAACAAAGUUUAUUUCUAUCGGAGCUCUAUAUUCUGAGCUCGUGGCUGUUAGCAGCAAGGGAGAACUCUAUCAGUGGAAGUGGAGUGAAUCAGAGCCUUACAGAAAUGCACAGAAUCCUUCACUACAUCAUCCACGAGCCAUGUUCUUGGGAUUAACCAAUGAAAAAAUAGUGCUUCUUUCUGCAAAUAGUAUUAGAGCGACUGUUGCCACUGAGAAUAACAAGGUUGCUACGUGGGUAGAUGAAACUUUAAGCUCUGUAGCUUCUAAAUUAGAACACACUGCACAGACGUACUCGGAGCUUCAGGGAGAACGGAUCGUUUCUUUGCAUUGUUGUGCUCUUUAUACGUGUGCUCAACUAGAGAACAAUUUGUAUUGGUGGGGUGUAGUUCCUUUCAGCCAAAGGAAGAAAAUGCUAGAGAAGGCCAGAGCAAAAAAUAAAAAGCCGAAGUCCAGCGCUGGUAUUUCUUCUAUGCCAAACAUAACUGUUGGAACCCAGGUGUGUUUAAGAAAUAAUCCUCUCUAUCAUGCUGGAGCCGUUGCUUUUUCAAUCAGUGCUGGAAUUCCUAAAGUGGGUGUGUUAAUGGAAUCUGUUUGGAACAUGAAUGACAGCUGUCGAUUCCAGCUUCGAUCACCUGAGAGCUUGAAAAACAUGGAGAAAGCUAGCAAAACUACUGAGGCAAAACCUGAAAGCAAACAGGAACCAGUGAAAACUGAGAUGGGGCCUCCACCAUCCCCAGCUUCCACUUGUAGUGAUGCAUCUUCAAUAGCAAGCAGUGCAUCAAUGCCAUAUAAGCGACGACGAUCUACUCCUGCCCCCAAAGAGGAGGAGAAAGUGAAUGAAGAGCAGUGGUCUCUGAGGGAAGUUGUGUUUGUGGAAGACGUUAAGAAUGUUCCUGUUGGCAAGGUGCUAAAAGUGGAUGGUGCUUAUGUUGCUGUGAAAUUUCCAGGCACUUCCAGUAACACAAACUGUCAGAGCAGCUCUAAUUCAGAUCCUGAUCCUUCUUCUCUUCUACAAGACUGUAGACUGCUCAGAAUAGACGAACUGCAGGUCGUAAAAACUGGUGGAACUCCAAAAGUUCCUGACUGUUUUCAAAGGACACCUAAAAAGCUGUGUAUUCCUGAAAAAACAGAGAUCCUAGCAGUAAAUGUAGAUUCAAAAGGGGUGCAUGCUGUUCUGAAAACUGGGAACUGGGUUCGAUACUGCAUAUUUGACCUUGCCACAGGAAAGGCUGAACAGGAAAAUAAUUUCCCUACCAGCAGCAUUGCGUUCCUGGGUCAGAAUGAGAGAAGUGUUGCUAUUUUUACAGCUGGACAGGAAUCUCCUAUUAUUCUGAGAGAUGGAAAUGGUACAAUCUAUCCAAUGGCAAAAGACUGUAUGGGUGGGAUACGAGACCCUGACUGGCUUGAUCUUCCACCUAUUAGUAGUCUUGGAAUGGGUGUUCAUUCCUUAACAAAUCUUCCUGCUAACUCGACCAUCAAAAAGAAAGCUGCUAUUAUCAUUAUGGCUGUUGAGAAACAAACUUUAAUGCAGCACAUUCUCCGAUGUGACUAUGAGGCUUGCAGACAAUACCUGAUGAAUCUUGAACAAGCGGUUGUCUUGGAUCAGAAUCCACAAGUGCUGCAGACGUUCCUUGGCCAUCGAUGUGAUGGAAACCGCAAUAUUCUGCAUGCUUGUGUGUCUGUGUGCUUCCCAACCAGCAACAAAGAAACAAAAGAGGAAGAGGGACUACCUCAUUCAGUGCACAAGAUGGACGGUGCUCACCGAAUGGAAGCGGAGCGCUCUGAAAGGAAUACGUUUGCUGAAAGGCUCUCGGCUGUGGAAGCUAUUGCAAAUGCAAUCUCUGUCGUGUCAAGUAAUGGUCCAGGAAAUCGGGCAGGAUCAUCGAGCAGCAGAAGUUUGAGAUUAAGGGAAAUGAUGCGAAGAUCCCUGAGAGCUGCAGGACUGGGCAGACAUGAAGCUGGUGCUUCAUCAAGUGAUCACCAGGACCCAGUUUCUCCACCAAUAGCUCCUCCCAGCUGGGUUCCAGAUCCUCCCGCAAUGGAUCCGGAUGGUGACAUUGAUUUUAUCCUGGCCCCCGCUGUGGGAUCUCUUACCACAGCAGCGACUGGCACCGGCCAAGGACCUAGCACCUCCACGAUACCAGGUCCUUCUACUGAACCAUCUGUAGUGGAAUCAAAGGAUCGGAAGGCAAAUGCUCAUUUCAUACUGAAAUUACUAUGCGAUAGUGUUGUUUUACAACCUUAUCUUCGAGAAUUGCUUUCAGCUAAGGAUGCAAGAGGCAUGACACCAUUUAUGUCAGCAGUUAGUGGCCGGGCUUACCCUGCUGCAAUUACAAUUCUAGAAACUGCACAGAAAAUUGCUAAAGCUGAAGCAACUUCCAGUGAAAAAGAAGACGAUGUGUUUAUGGGAAUGGUUUGUCCUACUGGUACGAAUCCAGAUGACUCUCCAUUGUAUGUUUUGUGCUGUAAUGAUACAUGCAGUUUUACAUGGACUGGUGCAGAACAUAUUAACCAAGAUAUAUUUGAAUGCCGAACAUGUGGCCUACUGGAAUCUCUUUGCUGUUGCACAGAAUGUGCAAGGGUCUGUCACAAAGGACAUGACUGCAAGCUCAAACGAACGUCUCCAACAGCCUAUUGUGAUUGCUGGGAGAAGUGCAAGUGUAAAACACUAAUUGCUGGACAAAAGUCUGCUCGCCUUGAUCUGCUUUACCGCCUGCUUACCACCACAAACCUUGUCACCAUGCCAAAUAGCAGGGGAGAGCAUCUGCUGCUCUUUUUAGUACAGACAGUUGCCAGGCAAACUGUGGAACACUGCCAAUACAGACCACCUAGAAUUAGGGAAGAUCGUAAUCGUAAAACUGCAAAUCCUGAAGAUUCUGAUAUGCCUGAUCAUGAUUUAGAACCUCCUCGUUUUGCCCAGCUUGCUUUGGAACGUGUCUUGCAAGACUGGAAUGCACUGAAAUCCAUGAUCAUGUUUGGCUCCCAGGAAAAUAAAGACCCUCUUAGUGCAAGCAGGAGGAUAGGCCAUCUUCUGCCUGAAGAACAAGUUUACCUUAAUCAGCAAAGUGGAACUAUUCGCUUGGACUGUUUUACACACUGCCUUAUUGUCAAGUGCACAGCAGACAUUUUGCUCUUAGAUACUUUGCUGGGUACCCUGGUAAAGGAAUUACAAAACAAGUACGCACCAGGACGCAGAGAAGAAGCUAUUGCUGUUACAAUGAGAUUUCUGCGUUCUGUGGCAAGAGUGUUUGUCAUUCUUAGUGUGGAAAUGGCUUCCUCCAAAAAGAAAAACAAUUUUAUUCCACAGCCCAUUGGAAAAUGUAAACGUGUAUUCCAGGCAUUAUUGCCCUAUGCUGUUGAAGAGUUGUGCAAUGUAGCAGAAUCUCUAAUUAUACCAGUCAGGAUGGGAAUUGCACGUCCUACAGCACCCUUUACUCUUGCUAGCACUAGUAUAGAUGCCAUGCAGGGAAGUGAAGAGCUGUUUUCUGUGGAGCCUCUGCCACCCAGACCGUCAUCUGACCAGUCUAGCAGUUCCAGUCAAUCUCAGUCAUCCUACAUCAUAAGGAAUCCUCAGCAAAGACGAAUCAGCCAGUCACAACCAGUUCGUGGCAGGGAUGAAGAACAAGAUGAUAUUGUUUCAGCAGAUGUGGAAGAGGUCGAGGUGGUUGAAGGGGUGGCUGGUGAAGAAGACCAUCAUGAUGAACAGGAAGAACAUGGUGAAGAAAAUGCUGAAGCAGAAGGACAGCAUGACGAGCAUGAUGAAGAUGGCAGUGAUAUGGAGUUGGAUUUGCUAGCUGCUGCUGAAACAGAAAGUGACAGUGAGAGUAACCACAGUAAUCAGGACAAUGCUAGUGGGCGCAGAAGUGUUGUCACUGCAGCUACUGCUGGGUCAGAAGCAGGAGCUAGCAGUGUUCCAGCAUUUUUUUCUGAAGAUGACUCUCAAUCGAACGAUUCCAGUGACUCUGAUAGCAGCAGCAGUCAGAGCGAUGACAUAGAGCAAGAGACCUUCAUGCUUGAUGAGCCUCUGGAACGAACCACAAAUAGCUCACACGCCAAUGGUGCUGCCCAGGCUCCCCGGUCCAUGCAGUGGGCUGUACGUAACACCCAAAACCAGAGGACGGCUAGCACUGCUCCCUCUAGUACAUCCGCCCCAGCAGCCAGUUCAUCAGGCUUGAUUUACAUUGAUCCAUCCAACCUACGUCGGAGCGGUACCAUCAGUACAAGUGCUGCAGCAGCAGCUGCUGCACUCGAAGCCAGCAAUGCAAGCAGCUAUUUAACAUCUGCAAGCAGUUUAGCAAGAGCAUACAGUAUUGUGAUACGGCAGAUAUCUGAUCUAAUGGGUCUGAUUCCCAAGUACAAUCAUUUAGUCUACUCUCAGAUCCCAGCUGCAGUGAAGCUAACUUACCAAGAUGCAGUUAACUUGCAGAAUUAUGUGGAAGAAAAGCUUAUUCCUACUUGGAACUGGAUGGUUAGUAUCAUGGACUCUACUGAAGCUCAGCUGCGUUACGGUUCUGCAUUAGCAUCUGCUGGUGAUCCUGGGCAUCCAAAUCAUCCUCUCCAUGCUUCUCAGAACUCAGCCAGAAGGGAAAGAAUGACAGCUCGUGAGGAAGCCAGCUUAAGAACGCUUGAGGGAAGAAGACGUGCUACUUUACUGAGUGCCCGCCAGGGAAUGAUGUCAGCACGUGGCGAUUUCCUGAACUACGCACUGUCUUUGAUGCGUUCUCACAAUGAUGAGCACUCAGAUGUUCUUCCUGUUCUAGAUGUCUGUUCACUGAAACACGUAGCAUAUGUUUUUCAAGCCCUCAUUUAUUGGAUUAAGGCAAUGAAUCAACAGACAACGUUGGAUACACCUCAGCUGGAACGGAAGAGAACACGGGAACUUUUGGAACUGGGUCUUGACAAUGAAGAUUCAGAACAUGAAAAUGAUGAUGACACCAAUCAAAGUGCUGCUCUCAAUGACAAAGACGAUGAUUCCCUCCCAGCAGAGACUGGCCAAAACCAUCCGUUUUUCAGACGAUCGGACUCCAUGACGUUCCUCGGCUGCAUUCCCCCCAAUCCUUUUGAGGUUCCUCUGGCAGAGGCCAUCCCGCUGGCAGACCAGCCUCAUCUACUACAGCCAAACGCUCGGAAAGAAGAUCUGUUUGGCCGACCGAGUCAGGGUCUGUAUUCAUCUUCUGCCAACAGCGGGAAAUGCUUGAUGGAAGUUACAGUGGAUAGAAACUGCCUUGAG